AUGGAGCCGGCAGAGUUGGAAUUUAUCGGUGAAAAUUCAUUAAUAAGUGUGAUACCCAAUUUCAAUCAUGACUCGAUCUAUCUCAUAUCGGGCACUAUCGAACCAUUUCGGGGAGGCACACCGCUCUACGUUCCGCUGUGGUUAGGGAUCCAUCUUCGGCAGCAGCAAAAGUGUCGCAUUGUAGCACCUAACUGGAUGGACAUCGAUCUACUGGAAGAUAUCAAAGAAACCGAGAAACGUGUCAGUGCCUUUACUAAAAUGCCCAGUCGUAACUACAUGGUGGAAGCUAAACUCAUCCUUAGCACUGCACCGGAAGACGUUCCUUCGUCCGAUGUUAUCAAAACACUCAUCAAAGAUAUCUACGAUGUGCGUUGUGCAAAGCUGCGUACGACGGUAGAAAAUUUCAUCAAAAGCGAAGAAUCACACACGGUAAAUUUGGAGAAUGUUACCGUACUAGAGCUUCAUACGAUACAACCGUUGCUUCCGCAUGUAAUGGAUUUUUUGGGACGGAUAGAGCAAACGCACAAGGUGAUCCGGUCGGCGAAUACCACCAGCCAAUCGUUCACUUUAGGCAGUAGCACCAGUUUUGGAACAUCAGGAACAUCCUCCAGCCUAUGGUGA
This is a messenger RNA of Anopheles maculipalpis, 621 nucleotides long. It is a transcript of the gene Psf2, whose product is annotated as probable DNA replication complex GINS protein PSF2. The coding region runs from base 1 to 621 and encodes 206 amino acids. Gene Ontology annotation, biological process: DNA replication; double-strand break repair via break-induced replication. The record is from RefSeq and is a predicted model, not a curated record. Gene Ontology annotation, cellular component: GINS complex; nucleus. NCBI's taxonomy places the organism in Eukaryota, Metazoa, Arthropoda, Insecta, Diptera, Culicidae. The transcript is spliced from 2 exons.